Paramormyrops kingsleyae is the source of this 1895-nucleotide messenger RNA. Its product is annotated as coiled-coil domain-containing protein 190. Lineage: Eukaryota; Metazoa; Chordata; Actinopteri; Osteoglossiformes; Mormyridae. The record is from RefSeq and is a predicted model, not a curated record.
CAGGAGGUUACAUGUGUGGGUAGCAGUGGAGGUGACACAGGUUACUGAUUGUUCAUGAGUCUGAUUGCAGUUGGGUAGAAACUGUUCCUAAACCUGUAGGUGCGCCUCCGAAUGGACUGACUUAAGUCGCUUCCCAGAUGGAACACGUAGGCUAUACAAAAAGGCUUCGAGAUAACAGCGUUGCAGAUAUUUAAUCGUUUUCUUAUAUUUAAAAAAUAUGGAAAAAACCCUUAAUGGUUUUUUAAGCCUUAUGUUUAAAUACAGAUAGGCGCCCUGUCGUUUUUUGUUCAGAUAUGCUGAACUGUUGUGUCUUAGGUUACACACAUAUCCUUUGUUCAUAAUGUACCAGAGUAACCAGUGGAAUCCCUGAACAGGUAUUGUUAGUUUGCUUUUGAAGUAGUUUACAGUUAUGGGUUGUUAAUCAUCAGUAGACUUAAAGCACGGCGAAACGUGUCCAUUUACUUCCUGAAAAAACGGAUUAACCACUGUUAACAAACACGAGUCUGGUUUUUAUUUGCAUUGUAAAAAAAAGGCUUUCAGAGCAGAAAGAGGAUUGAAGAGGAUUGGUUCAUAUUAAGGGAGUCCGAGUUCUCUGAAGACGGCCAUGCGGCGUGGAGAGAAAGCAGCGUGGCAGAGUGACGCGCAGGGGCGCGAGGAGAGGAGAGUGGAGGCCCGGCUGGCGCAGGGCCAGCGCAGGCUGGACGAGGCGUGUCUGUACCACCUGAACGUGCUGACCAGGGAACAGAGGCGCCUGUGCCGUGAUCUGGGUGCGCUGCACACAGGUAAUUCAUGGAAGAGGAGUGUCUCCGGCUUACAGCCCCGACCUUGGGGGCGUGAUCUCGACCAGCCGGUCUUGUCAUACAAGAGGACUGUGUUACCCAGAAUCCCAUGUGCUACAAGGCUUGACAAACACUGGUCCCAGGAGCAAAAGCCCACGGGCACUGCUGGUAUCUCCUCUGGGCUCCAGGCUCGGAUUCGGGAUUUCGUGGCCGGCGGAGAGCCGCAGGGGCAGUCCUCGGCGGUGCCAGUGUCCCUGCCAGACCUCAGGGGGAGGACUGGGGGUGGGCUCGACGCAAACGAUCCAAGUAAGAAGAGGAUGCAGAGCGAGAGGAAUGUGGACACGGAUGCUGGGACAUGGACGGAGGGUGACGUGACUCGAUCCCCCUCCACCCCACCCCUGGCUCGGCCGUUGGCCCUAGACGGACGAUUAAGAACAGUGCGCACAUUUCCCAGCUUUCCUCAGGCUUUGGCCGAGGCCCGGCAAGCUAGGUACCUCCGGCACCGUGGACAGCCCCUGUCGGAGAGGGAGCUCUCCGUGGGGGAGAUAUUUGGCAGGACCCCCUAUGAUUCCUCAACAUACUAACCCUGAAUGUAUCAGCUUGUCACCUGACCUCACUUUGAGCCUGUGUGACGUCAUGACGCAGUCCCUGACAACAUGUGUCUGCAUGUCACAGAGGCCGCUGAAAGACCGCGUUCCUGGCAGAUAUCGUAUUUAGCGUUUUAAUUCACAUCUUUAUUCCAGUAUCUGGAAGUUACGGCGUCGCCGCCGUAAUUUAGGGUGUAGGCUAUCUCAGGGUGUAUUAUGAGACGUCCAUCUUAAAAUAUUUAAUAAUUCUGACUUCAAGUUAUUAUUUAUUCCUAAUUACACAUUGAAUAGUUACUAUACCAUGACAAUUUAUCUGAGUAAUAAGAUAAAAUUAUAUUAUCACAUUUUACUGUUUGUCGUAGCAUUUGAUCGGUAUUAGACCAUGAAAUAUAAAGCUAUCGUAAGGAAAUUAUUAUAGAUUUAUGUUAAGCUUAACUGAACAUUACUGUAACCCUUUGUAUAUUGUCUUUUUUUAAGUUUUUAAAAACAUGAUUCUACGCCAAUUUCGAUACACUGUGUUAAACCUUAG